AUGGCUCAGAACCCGAGCAAUGAGCUCCAGAGGGUUGAGUUGGCUCGCCAGGCCCUGCAGAAGGACAAGACCCUCAACAGUCGCCAAUCUUCUGCCAUAGCCAAGGCCAUUGAGCUUCUCAACGAAUCCAAGAAAGGCGGACGGAUUGACCGACGCCACUCGCGCGGCCUCCUCCUCGGUAUCUACAGUCGUUUUGGCAUCGAUGUGCUGCUCUUGUGCAGUGUCUCGCUGUCCAUCACGAAGCUGGCCGAGAUGAAAAGAAACGCCGCCCAAUUCUUCUGGGAGCUAGGAGCGUGGAAGAUUUCUGCCGAGAUCGCCAAAGAGGUUCAUGAUCUGGCAACAAGGCUGUUGGGCCCAGUGCUAUCAGGGAUUGAGGCCAAGAAAGUCAACGAAGCCCUAGGCGCUAACCCUUCUCCCAAUGAUGGGAAAGGAAAACGGAAGCUGUCCGGCAAGAAGAAGUCGGCACCUGUCAAACGUACCAAAAUUGAUUCCAGUGAAGAGCCUGUCAACGACGUCCCAGGCUGCGUCGAAUGGAGAGUGCAGCAGCCCACACCCAAUGAGGGGAGUGUAGAUGCAAACGGCGGCGUCAGCACCGAAUGCAAUGACGCCGCGGUGAAGGAGGAGUCCCAGUCUCCCCCGGCCUCACAAACCAAAUUCAUAUAUGACCAUACGCCAGAGAAUAAGGAUGAAAUAGUCCCGCUGUAUGCGACCAAGGUAGAUCUGGUGCCUAUGGAUGCUAUAAUGGCGGUCUCUGUCCAGAGCGAACCCGUGACUUGGUUGACCAUUCCAGACGACGUACGGUUAACGCCCGCUUUCGUCACAGUCCAGGUACCACUGGAACUAGCUCUCAACUUUAAGGGCCUUAGAGGUGAAUCUAAAUCGCCAUGA
Messenger RNA from Clonostachys byssicola, 888 nucleotides. NCBI's taxonomy places the organism in Eukaryota, Fungi, Ascomycota, Sordariomycetes, Hypocreales, Bionectriaceae. The record is from the annotation of a GenBank genome assembly.